CACAGUAUAAACAUAGUUAUUGAUAGACUGUUUCAUAGUUAUGCUUAUGUUCAUAAUAAAUAUAUUUUAACUAAUUCAUUUUACUUUUUGACUGUGCAUGUAUCAUAAAAUUGCAGUUGAGUAUAUUAUUGUUAGUGUUUUACCUGAGUGAUUAUUAUUUUUUCUUCAUAACCGUUAACUUGAAAAAUGGUAAAACGUAAAAGUGAAGUAGCUUUGGCUGAUGGCGAACAGAAUAAAGCAAUACGAGAAAAAUACAUAAAAACUGACAAGGUUAAUGCUCGUACAUCUAGUCUUUUCAUGCCAAUUAUGGCAUUAGAAGGCCAUGAAGGGGAUAUAUUUGCAACAAAAUUUCACCCUGAAGGAGAAUACUUGGCAUCAUCUGGUUUUGACAGAAAAAUUUUUAUAUGGAGUGUAUAUGGUGAAUGUGAAAACUUGGGUGUUCUUGCUGGUCACUCAGGAGCAAUUUUGGACAUGAAAUUUUCUACCGAUGGAUCAUUAAUAUAUACGAGUAGUACUGAUAUGACAGUGUCCUUCUGGGACAUAUACAAAGGUCAAAGAGUAAAAAAACUUAAAGGACACACAGGAUUUGUUAAUUCUUGUGACUCAGCAAGGCGUGGACCUCAAAUGAUCACUAGUGCUUCAGAUGAUUGUACUAUAAAAAUAUGGGAUCCUAGAAAACGAGGGGGUGAUGCAGUAACUACUUUCAAUAAUAACUUUCAAGUGAUGGCUGUAUGUUUUAAUGAUACUGCUGAUCAAGUCAUAACUGGUGGUCUAGAUAAUGAAAUAAAAAUUUGGGAUUUACGUAAAAAAGCAUUACUUCACCGUUUACCUGGUCAUACCGAUACAGUAACUGGACUUGAACUAUCUCCUGAUGGUUGUUACUUACUGUCAAAUGCAAUGGACAACAGUUUAAGAAUAUGGGAUGUCAGACCUUAUGCACCAGCUGACAGAUGUUUGAAAGUAUUUUCUGGGCACACUCAUAAUUUUGAAAAGAAUUUAUUGCGGUGUGCAUGGUCACCAGAUGGUUCAAAAGUUUCAGCUGGUUCAGCUGAUCGUUUUGUAUAUAUUUGGGAUGCUAAUACACGUAGAAUAUUGUAUAAGUUACCUGGUCAUAAUGGUAGUGUUAAUGAUGUAGAUUUUCAUCCUAAAGAACCAAUAAUUAUGUCUGGAUCCAGUGAUAAAGUUGUAUAUCUAGGGGAAUUUGAAUGAAUCCAUUGAAAUUGUAUUGGAACUAUUGUAAUUUUUAACUUUAUUUAUACUAAGAUUCUUUAGUUUUUCUAUAAUUUAUUUGUUUUGGUAAA
This is a messenger RNA of Sipha flava (yellow sugarcane aphid), 1301 nucleotides long. Its product is annotated as U5 small nuclear ribonucleoprotein 40 kDa protein. The record is from RefSeq and is a predicted model, not a curated record. The coding region runs from base 187 to 1209 and encodes 340 amino acids. The transcript is spliced from 7 exons. Gene Ontology annotation, cellular component: catalytic step 2 spliceosome. NCBI's taxonomy places the organism in Eukaryota, Metazoa, Arthropoda, Insecta, Hemiptera, Aphididae. Gene Ontology annotation, molecular function: RNA binding; protein binding.